Haemonchus placei is the source of this 426-nucleotide messenger RNA. Lineage: Eukaryota; Metazoa; Nematoda; Chromadorea; Rhabditida; Trichostrongylidae. The record is from the annotation of a GenBank genome assembly.
AUGAUCUUCCCAGUCCUUUUACUGGUUGCAGGGCCGGUUGCUGCUUUUCCCAGACAGAAACGUGAAGAUGCCACCACGACAAGUGUCACGGAUUCCACCACGACUACCGCUACAACCAUCUUGGCAACUGACUCUACAACAACAUGGACAGCUACACCUGCAGAAACAUCGACAACUACACCUACAACAACAUCCGCUACUGGCACGGAAACAACGACGCCAGGCGUUUGGCCUUACGGCCCUUGCCCAUGGCUUCCUUGUCCAUACCCUGCUGCAGCAGGACAAUUCCUGCCGCCACACCCAAUGCCUAUGGUGUGGGGACCUGGUGGCCUUCCAGCAUAUGGACCAUAUGGACCAGUAGUGCCUGGACUGUUGGGACCGAUGGGACUUCUAGGUAGACCGUAUUGGAUUAUAAGAAGGGGUUAG